Dermacentor silvarum is the source of this 5695-nucleotide messenger RNA. RefSeq names its product pleckstrin homology domain-containing family A member 8. Bases 132 to 1793 code for a protein of 553 amino acids. The transcript is spliced from 3 exons. The record is from RefSeq and is a predicted model, not a curated record. Gene Ontology annotation, biological process: ceramide transport; intermembrane lipid transfer. Gene Ontology annotation, cellular component: cytosol; membrane; cytoplasm. NCBI's taxonomy places the organism in Eukaryota, Metazoa, Arthropoda, Arachnida, Ixodida, Ixodidae. Gene Ontology annotation, molecular function: ceramide 1-phosphate binding; ceramide 1-phosphate transfer activity.
CCUCUCUCCAUCCAAAAGAGACAUGGCUGACCCGUGAUCCGUCGGCAGCGCUCGCGCGUACGCGGCGUUCUCUCCUCGCCGUUUCGAACAAACUGCUGCUUCCCUCCGCCUGCAUCACAAGGAACACGGCCAUGGAAGGCGUGCUGUGGAAGUGGACCAAUUACUGGAACGGUUGGCAGCCUCGAUGGUUCAUCCUGGACAAGGGUAUCCUGACGUACUACAAGUCCCAGGACGAGGUGAAUCAAGGCUGCAAGGGCUCGGUGAAGAUUUCGGCGUGCGAGAUCGUGGUGCACCCGACGGACAACCGGCGGCUGGAUCUGGUGAUUCCGUCGGAGCAGCACUUCUACCUCCGCGCGCCCACGCCGUCCGAGCGCCAGCAGUGGCUUGUGGCGCUAGGCAGCUCCAAAGCAGCUACGACGGCAGCAGGGAGCCACGCAGCACAGCCGCCCCGGCUCGGUGGAGGCGCAGGUGACCCCGAGGGCAGCCUGCGGGCCAAGAAGGCCGAGCUGCGGCUCUACUGCGACCUCCUCAUGCAGCAGGUGCACACCAUCAAGACCUCACAGAGUGGAGGCGAAGAGGAUGCUGCCAAGGCAGGCGAAGCAGCUGACCUGCUGCAGGCUACCUGCGACACCUUCAUCACCACACUGGAAGAUUGCAUGCGCCUGGCUGAUGCAAACUUCACAUACGAGCUGCCCCACCAGGAAGUCCGAGACUCGGCCCUGCCACACGAGGCCCCACCGCCCAUCGCACCCGUGGUCCCAAAGUCCCUGCAGAGCGCUCAUCCUUCUCGACGCCGGCGGAAGUCCAGCUCCGUAUCCUCUUCUUCAGCUACAUCUGGAGCCGCCUCUUCCACAGUGUCUACACUGGACAGUGCCAGGCAGCGAGGUCAGCGACCUGACCAAAGCACCGAUGGGGCACCAUGCAGUUCCGGGCCUGUCCAGUCUAGUGCGACCUCACCUGGUUGCACAUCAACCUCGUCUCAGUCUUCUGCUGCCACCAACCACGUGACGUCGCCUGCUGAUUGUGUGCCAUUGCCGGGCAGUGCAGAAGGUUCAGACAACACAGAGUCUUCAUCCGCCGCCGACAGGUCCGUUGUUACCUCGACGGACCAGCCUAGUCUAGUGGCCAAUGGGAGCCUUUCGGGUCAUCUGGGCCGGCCACGCACCUUCUUCUCGGUGAUGGAGCACAGCUUCAGUGACCUUGCCCUAGGCACUGGAAUUCCGACAGAACAGUUCCUCAACAGCUGUCGCUCCAUCCUGGCUGUAUUUGAUGUCCUCGGCUCGACGGCAUUCGUCCCAGUCAAGAUGGACAUCCAGGGCAAUAUCGGCAAGCUCCAGGCCAGGUACGACUCAGACCCGUCGCGCUUCAACAUGCUCCUCGACAUGGUGCAACAGGAGGUCGAUUCGGCCACUAACACCUCCCGCAACUCCGCAACGGACGCACUCCUGUGGCUGUCUCGUGCGCUGGCAUUCAUCCAUGCAUUCCUGGAACAGAUCCAGUCGGGGAACCCCGUCCUCACGGACUGCGCCUCAGUGGCAUAUGGUGCCACCCUCAAAUGCCACCACGGCUGGGUGGUACGGAGCAUCUUUGCCGUAGCGCUACGAGCCAUGCCCGAUCUGGAGCCGUUUAUAGAGGCCAUGGCUCCUUCAUUCGAGGACUUUCAGCACCCGGACUACCGGAAGCAGCUGUUUACCGACAGCAGAGUGUACCUGCAAGCUCUGCGGGAAGUGCUCGACGCACUGAACAGUUUCUACAUCGAGAAUGGGCUCGAGCCGCCUGUCCAGAAAUCUUGAGCUUUCGAACCCCUUGUGCCCUUCGUGCAUGAAUCAGUGGGUCAGCCCGUGAUGAGGAACAGGAGCCGAAGACUCGUGCAGCGAGGCAGUGUGCCCAAACUGAGCAUGAAAAGCUGACGAUGAAAGGCAGACUACGUACAAUGCAGCGGCUGGAAGUGUUAGUGUGUAUGCAUGUGUAGGCACGAGGCAUCUGCGUGUGUGGCUGUAACAAUUUAAAUGCGGGGCACAUUCCCUGGUAUAGUCAGAUCCCACCAGAGAAAGUGAGUUGCUAGUCAGUUCACCUGCUCAACUAGCAGGCACACUUUUGUAAAGGUGCAUGUAGUUAGGUGAAACGACUCAUUGCCACUUGGCCCUAUGACUUCCGUGCUGACAUAACUGGCACUCUUAACCUUGGACCAACUUCAGAGUCUUCUGCUUGCAGCUUUAAAGUUUAUGAAAUUCGCAAACCUCUCUGGCGUGCUACCAUUUGAAAAUGUCGGUGUCACGAAAAGUGAGUUGCAGAAGAUGUAGCAUUUAUCAGCAAACUUAUCAGUGCAAUACUUAUCAGUGUUGUCAGGCAUUGACAGCAAAUAAAGGCAACAUGCUGUGUGAAAUAGACAAUGCAGCUUCUGCCAGCAUGUUUCACUCUGCACGAAAGCGCAUAGAGAGCUCAAAACAAAUGAAGUAGCUUUGGAAAUAUUUCCCCAGCAGAAACACUUCUCUACCUUUAAAUGAAUGCAGAGUUUAUUUUCUAUUUGCAUUUACAAAGCGCCAUAUUUCAUCCUCUACAGAAAAUGCUGCUCUGUUUAUAAGCCACCCGACAUUACUUUUUUUUGUGUGUGGGUAUGAUGGAGGCGCUGCUGAAAUCUGUAUGCUUUCAUUUUUUUUGUGCAGUUUGUGAUAGCAUUGGUAUGAGCACGCUCAUUUUCUUUUCAACGACAGUAGAUGUAGACACUCGGUAACCUAAGAAUUCUUCAAAGUGUGCCAGCAGUUUCUUUCAGAUAGGUUCAUCUGCCUGGGUCAUUGGUGGCCCUGUCUGUCCCAUGUAAAAUUUCUGCCACGCAAACAUUGUUGGCGGCACUAACUAGAAGCAUUGCCGACGAUCAAGCGUACAGUGUUAUCUGCUCAAGGCAGCAUGCCCUUUGCUCGUCUCAGUUUCACACGAAAUAGAGUCACUGCAAGUGAGUGGCUUUUUGCUUGAAAUUUAAUAUUGACUUUAUUAUGAGGUGUGCUUGUGUAACCCGAGUAAGCACUGGUAGGAUAUUUAUGCACUAUGCUGAUACAGUGUGUGUCAAUUUUAACCUUGACAUUUGAGUAAUCUUGAACAAAAAGUAACAGGCAUGCAUUAGGCAGAGAUCUAUUAAACAUGAACUUGUGUGCAGCCUUGCACAUAUGCUUUAGCUGCAUACCUUGUUGAUUAGCGUACUGUUUUCUACAAAAUGUUAUAGAGGCAACUCUGGUGCUAUUGCCUAUGGGAACCGCAAGUAUGAUGGCUCAGCCAGCUUUCGAAUGAUUUGCAGUAGACAGAUUCACCUGGACUUUGUCCUGGCUUCAACUGGCGUUGCGUAUUUCCAAACUUUUUCAGCUAUCUCUGUAUAAAUACAAUAUUUUGCAAUGAUUAUGCUUGUGUGCAGAAACGUAUUCCCUCCAUGCAUUUAGAAAAAUAUGAUUGCUUGGAAAUUUAGGAAGAUCAAGCACAGUAAACAACACUGCAAGAAUGUCUGAAGCACAAAGACAAGACAAAUCCAUACACUACGCGUCAUUCCCAAUGUAACUAAACAAUCACAGUGCCAGACGUCCCUCUAGUAGUACUUGUAGACUUCAUGUGCAGUAGUAUUUACGUGUUGCGUCGGUGACAUGGAUUGCAUAACAUUAGACGUUAAAUCAUGCUAGUGCGCCUAGAGAAUGAGCUCUGUGCUUCAUUUUAGAGAGCAGAGACCAGUUUCAGAUCCUAGCUGAGAGAGGAGUGAGUCGUACGAUCGAAAGCCAGCAGCUGACUGGCAACACUGUACAGUGUUCGUGCACUGAGCACUUUUCUGUGUUGUUCCUGGCCGAGCACAUUCCAUAACAAGCCAAUAAGUUAUUUUUACUCCAUGUUGUGAUUCUGACUCGCUGUCCUGGCAGAUCAGCUAUGCCGUUUUCACUUCGGAAGAUGUGUGAAAAGUGUAGAGUGGGAAGGGUAACGGGAUAGCUCAACUUGUAGCCAUUGGAGAUGUCACAUCAAUUUUCUUGAGCUCCCUUGUUGUAAAUAUCCGUGGCAGGGAUUUGCCAGCCACUAGUCCAAUAGAAAUGAAAUUACGUAUAUGUUGAAUUGUUCAGGGCGCUUCGUGUCAUGGUGCUAUCAUCAUCUUCGAGUGGCAACUAGCUUAGAUGCACAUUUUUUUGUUUCAUUUCCAACAUAGUGUGCCAACACUUCCAGCACAUAGUAUCCAUUGCUUUGCUUGGUGCUACAGUGGCCAGUGAACUGCCACCUGAACCCCCUCUUCUCUGUGGAGUGCCUACUUUAUGUGACAUCAAAAAUUGUGUCAAGUGCAUUGGCUAUUUGCAACUUUUGGCUCAUGUAUUAAGUGAAGUAACAUUGCAUUUUACCAGCUAUUGCAGUGUUGCAGCAGUGACCACUUAUGGGCAUUGCAGAUCUUGUGCUGAUUGUCUGCAUGUUAGUGCAUACGUAAAAUACUGAAACAGUGCGCGUGAACCAGACUGCAAGAAACAGUCCUUGUCUCAUGCAAGCUGUUUCAGUAUGAACAAGUAACUCGACUGUAUUUCCAUUCUUUUGCAAUCUGUGUGUCGACCUGCAAGAGAACACUUAUUUGUAGCUUGCAACUUCUGCACAGGCACUCGGCAUUAGUUCUAUGCCUGCUCUGUAUCAUUAUUCUGCUUUGUCAUCUCUCUUCAUUCAUUAUUUUGCAUUUAGUAGCAUUUAUAUUUUUUAGCAAUGCCUAAGUUUCUGGUCAGAGUGAGUCAUUCUUUGAGAGCCCACCCAGAAUUUGCCAUUCCUUCACAUUGUAGGCUUUUGAAAAGAGGUCAUUGUUUCCUAAUGCAUGGGCAUCAAGUGCCUCGUCUCUGAUCUGGUGUUGGUUCUCAGAAAUGUUCCUGCCACUGUGUCUGGUAGUGCAACUCAUUUAACUUGCGCUGUGUCACAGCACAUCAGUGAACGAGUCUGGUCUUGGUUGUAGCAUCAUUCAUCGUCUUGCCUGAAGAUUGUAGUGCAUCACUGUUCUUGCUCUAGGUCUGAUUUCUUCCUUUCGUUAGGAAUAUGUAUGUUAGGAGUAUGCUUGGAAGUGGUGGCAGAAUAUGAUGGCAGGUCAUCGACCUAGCCUGCAGCUUGGGCUAACUCUGCACAUUGCUGUUGAUAAGAUUCUUGCAGAUAGACCACACCAUUGCGUGGCACUGCACAAGUGCAUUUGGUAGUUGGUUUUGUUGAAAUGUUUCUCUGCUUGUUUGAUGUGAGGGCCACUAAUGCCGCACUGUUGGUGUUGAUGUAAUGUAAACUAAAUUGCAGCAUCAUAAGAAAAUUUAAGCAUAGCAGGCUUUUUAGUAACCAAACCUCCCGUGCUAGCUCUUCUUAGCUGGAUUUUGCUUCUGCAGGCUGUCUUUGCUUCUGCAUCUCUUAAGAGUCUAAGAUAGAGUGGCAACAUGCACAAAUUCAUCCCUGUUCUUUAUUUUUUCGCCUCAGUCAAGGAAGCGUGUUGUGUGCAGUGAUGUAGUUUUGUGUGAAAGUGUUCUGUAAUAUAAGAUUAUCGCAGUAAAGGUUUAUUAUACGUCUAAAUGUACAUAUAUGUACAAACUGAGGUGGAGCUGUGCCUUUGUAUUCAGCUUUAUGACGUGUCAGUAGUUGCACGAGCAACUUAUGCAACAUCCUGACGCAUGUGGCAGCUUUAGUUGUGCAGUUGAAAUCUUGUCAAAUAAAAGUGUCUCACGUA